Pristis pectinata (smalltooth sawfish) is the source of this 3178-nucleotide messenger RNA. It is a transcript of the gene dph5, whose product is annotated as diphthamide biosynthesis 5. Gene Ontology annotation, biological process: protein histidyl modification to diphthamide. Lineage: Eukaryota; Metazoa; Chordata; Chondrichthyes; Rhinopristiformes; Pristidae. The record is from RefSeq and is a predicted model, not a curated record. Gene Ontology annotation, molecular function: diphthine synthase activity.
CUGAUAUACAGCGGCAUGUUGUUUUUGAUCGGCUUGGGGUUGGGGGACGCCCGGGACAUCACGGUGAAAGGACUGGAGAUCGUCAGGCGAUGCAGCCGGGUCUAUCUGGAGGCUUACACCUCGCUCCUGUGUGUCGGCAGAGACGUGUUGGAAGAGUUUUAUGGCCGUGAACUGAUCAUUGCAGAGAGAGAGAUGGUUGAACAAGACGCUGAUGAAAUUUUAAGGGAUGCUGCUGAUAAUGAUAUUGCCUUUCUUGUAGUAGGAGAUCCAUUUGGUGCAACAACACAUAGUGAUCUAGUUUUGCGAGCAGUAAAAGCAGGAAUUCAGUAUCGUGUUGUACACAAUGCUUCCAUAUUAAAUGCAGUUGGAUGCUGCGGUCUACAGUUGUACAAUUUUGGCGAAACUGUAUCCAUUGUGUUCUGGACAGAGACUUGGAAACCUGAAAGCUUCUAUGACAAAAUCAAAAGGAACCGACAGACUGGAGUUCACACAUUAUGCUUACUUGACAUCAAAGUAAAGGAACAAUCACUGGAAAAUCUAAUGAGGGGAAAGAAGAUCUAUGAGCCUCCCAGGUUCAUGUCUGUAAAUGAAGCUGCUGAACAACUGCUGGAGAUAAUUGAAAAUCGAAGAGGUAAAGGAGAGGAGCUAGCACUGACUGAAGAGACCUUGUGUGUCGGACUAGCCAGAGUGGGUUCCAAAGACCAAAAGAUUGCUGCUGCAACUCUACAGCAGAUGGUGAAGGAGGAUCUAGGUGGUCCUCUGCAUUCCCUGAUCAUUACAGGCCACAUGCAUCCUAUGGAAAUUGAGAUGCUGAAACUCUUUGCUGUGGACAACUCAAGUUUUAAUAAUCUUACUACACAUGAUGGAUCAACAUAUUACUCAUAGCAAAACAAAAUAAAACUGCAAUUUCAAGUCUUAAUUUUUUAAGUUUUAUGCUCCUUUAAAAGUGGAGGAAGGGCUGGAUUGUCUCCUAAAAGAACUGAUAAAGGGUCUACCUCUUAAACAUCAAAAUGUUUGUUGUAUCCACGGCUGCAGACUAACCUCCUGAAUGUUUCCAGUAUCUGGAAUUCUUUUUUAGUGUAUGUGAAAUGAAUCCCCAAAUCUGUUUGUUUUGGGAAUCGAGUUAUCAUGGAUUAAGUAUAUGAGAUAAAAAUAGUUAAUGUCUCCAUUGGAAUCAAGUGAGUAAAGAGACUGGUUGAUGUAACACUGGGCUAUUCAUGCAAUGUCCCACAAUUACAUCUCUUUGUGUGCUGAAUUGGCUUCUCUCUUCCAUUGGCGGCAGCACUCCUUAAUAGGGUUUAGUUGGAUUUCUGCCCCUUUUUUGGAAAGUCUUGCUGCAAGCUUGUGUGGGUCCAUAUUGAGAAAGGGACAUCUGGGUAUGGGUAAAGACCAAGGGAGUGAGACAAACCAGAUUGCAUUUUCAAGCAACUGGCUCAGUCUUCAUGGGCCAAAUGAUUUUAUCCUACACUGCCCGAUGCAAUACUUAGUAAUUACAGGAUAAGUCAAACUCUGCUCUUCUAGGUUCAAGCACAUACAACUGAGAGAGGCUUUGGGGGUUUCCUGACACCUGCUGAAUUGGAUUCCAUUGUUUGAGUAGGGAAGCAGCUUAUCAGAAAAGCUGUGAAUGCCAUAAAGGCAGAUGAUGUUUGGAGACAAGGAAAAGAAAGGAAUACCCUGGACAAGACUUUGUUGGAAUUCAGAGAACAGUGGAUGGUAAAAUCUGGAGGUUAGUCAUAACGAUCACACAAAAUGUCAUGGUAGAAAUUGAUUAUUGAGACUAGAGCUGGUUAUAUUUAUGUUCCAAUUCCAGUAUACUGAAGGCCUGUUAACAUCAUCCUUCAUUGGCAAAAUCUUGCCAUGUCAUCUUUGCAGUCUAAAACCAGUCUCAAAUGUACGUCUGUUUUUAAAAGCAUUAGAUAUAGAAUAAAGGAGUAACCAGUCCUUAUUCUUUGAGCAGUGUGCAUUUCAUCCUGCACAAAUCUGAGGAACUGCUGAUAAACCUCCAAUAGGAAAUGUUUCUCCAGCAAUCAGUGUUACAAAAAUCUUGUCCAUCUAUGUAAUCUUUUAAUCCACACCAUCCAACUCAUUACCGACAUUAAUCAUUUACCUAAUUAUUAUGAUGCAAAAGGUAAUUUGACUCAUGCCAACUCCUCUUAGAGCAACUCCAUCAUAUCUGCUGCCCCAUCACCAAUUUCCAUGUAGCCCUGCAGCUUACUCUCCCUUUCACACACCCAUCAACACCCCUUUGUUUUUUUUUGCCACCUACCUUACACUAAGUGGUAAUUUACAGUUGCCAAUUAACCUACCAGCAUAUCUUUUGGAUGUGCAAGGAAACCUGAGCAACUGGGAGAAACUCACAGGGAAUGGUGCAACCUAAACACUGUUCCCUAAAGUUGUGAGGCAGCUGCAUCAGCUAGUGCAUCAUCCUAUAUACCCAUGAUCCCAACUUUACUAUAGCCAGGAAGUUCCAUAGAAUAAUUAGUUAUCUACCGCACAUUGAUUCCAUAACCAAACCGAAAGCUUGGUCAUAUAGUUUUCAAGAGAAACUUGAUGGGAGAGGUAGAGGUGGACAUUUAACAGUUCCAGAACAUGAUAGCUGUAUGGUUGAAAGCACAGCUGUUAAUGUGAAACAAAGUGUGGAGGGAGAUGCAAAAGAAGCCAACAUUAGAAGAAAGAAGAGGCUCAGAAAGGGGAAGAAUGGCAGGUGGUUGCAAGGAUCGUGAAAGGGGCAGCCAUGAAAGGAUAUAAACACAAAGAUGAAUAUUUUAAACUUGAGUCAUUGGAAGAUGGAAGUCAAUGUAGAUCAGAAAGAAUGUAUUUAUGGGUGACCAAACAGAUUGCAGAGUAGGAGAGGGGCACUUCAAUCCUGUUCUUAUCUGUUUACUCAUCUGACACCUGUUAAAAUGCUUAAUGGAAAAUAUCAGCUGGUUAUAGGAAACACUAACUGUUUAAAUAGAGCAGCUAACAAGUAUUUACUGCAGGACAAGAGGAAGUUCAUAUCGUCUCAAUGCUUGGUAUUUCUGACUUGUAUUUUGAAUAAACUUCCAUCAGAAUCCUUUACUGACAAACCAGCUUUUUAAUGGUUAAGCUGUGCUUAAUUUUCCAUUAACUAGACAUUUCAGAUUUCUCCAAGGUUCACAAUUUCAGAUUGCACCAAAAUACCAUCUACAUUCCAUCA